Molecule: messenger RNA, 4007 nt
Organism: Chroicocephalus ridibundus (black-headed gull)
Lineage: Eukaryota; Metazoa; Chordata; Aves; Charadriiformes; Laridae
Gene: CHMP4C
Product: charged multivesicular body protein 4C
Exons: 5
Coding region: 234-896 (220 amino acids)
Biological process (GO): late endosome to vacuole transport via multivesicular body sorting pathway; vesicle budding from membrane
Cellular component (GO): multivesicular body; ESCRT III complex; cytoplasmic side of plasma membrane
Source: RefSeq, a predicted model, not a curated record
CGGGCGGGCACGCCUGAGGCCCGCCGAGGGCAGCGGCGGUUCGGCCUCCCCGGGGCCGCCCCUGGGCGGGCAGCCCGGUGCCAGGCCCGCCCCACCCCGCCGCCAGGUGCGGGGCCGCCGCCCGCGGGCCCAGGCAGAGCCGUCGCAGCCUGCGCCAGGUGGGGCGGCUCCUGCGGGCCGGGCCGGGCCGGGCAGACCCUUCCGUCGGCGGGUGCCGAGCCGAGGCCGCCGCCAUGAGCAAGAUUUCCAAGUUCUUCAAGGGGGGCGGCUCGGCCGCCUCCAAGGGCCGCGGGGGACCCUCGCCGCAGGAGGCGCUGGCCCGACUGCGGGAGACGGAGGAGAUGCUGAGCAAGAAGCAGGAAUACCUGGAGACGAGGAUCGAGCGGGAGCUGGCGGCAGCCCGGCAGCAUGGCACCAAGAACAAGCGAGCUGCCUUACAAGCACUGAAGAGAAAAAAGAGAUAUGAGAAACAGUUGAGUCAAAUUGAUGGGACGCUUUCAACCAUUGAGUUCCAGAGGGAGGCAUUGGAAAACUCCCAUACCAACACAGAAGUGCUCAAGAAUAUGGGUUAUGCUGCACAAGCUAUGAAAAAAGUGCAUGAAAAUAUGGACUUGAACAAAAUUGAUGAUUUGAUGCAAGAUAUCACUGAACAGCAAGAUGUUGCCCAGGAAAUUUCAGACGCUAUUUCAAACCGAGCCGGCUUUGGUGAUGAGUUUGAUGAGGAUGAGUUGAUGGCAGAAUUAGAAGAACUGGAGCAAGAAGAAUUGAACAAGAAAAUGAGAGAUGUCAGGCUGCCCAGUGUUCCGUCCACAUCGCUGCCUUCUCGCCCUGCAUCGACCAGGAAGAGAGUGGAGGAUGAAGACGAAAUGAAGCAGCUGGCUGCCUGGGCUUCAUAAGAACAUGAUCUUUUUAUAACACUGAACUUUAGAGCUGUAAUGCUGUUUUAUAACUGUACUGAUUUAGUGUGGUUGCAUCUCAUACAGGCUAUUUUUUUUAUUUUUAUGGCCAAUCUUGGUAAGAGUACUGUUACUGCCAUAUUACAAAACUAGUUUAAAAACAAACAAAAAAAUACAAUAGUUGCCAAAACCUCCAGGCAUCAAAGUUGUUUUUUCAGCGUAGGCUAGAGAUUGUUGCUAUUAGUAUCAGUUUUUAUUAGGUAAUGUCUUACUAUGUCUUGCUGGUUGGUAAAACCCUUGUGCCUCACUUAUGCACACAGCUGGAAAAAGUUCAAUAAGUUAUCAAAGCUCUGUCCUAGGGGGUUAUUUGGUUCAGACUAUUUGAAUAUUAGCAAAACAGCUUUUUCCAUGUCCUGAUUUGCAAAUUCCUUUGAGUCUAAGAGCUAACAGCCAUUCAUUUGGGCAUGGAGAUUUAGACAGUCUGUCUGGAGCAACUUCUGGUGUCCUAGAUAUUAAGAGGAGACUCUUCUGUAGAUUUUUUGAAGUGGGAUAGGUUUUUUGGUUGGCUUUAAACUUUGGCCAGAAUACCCUUGCACAUCUAUAGGUCGACUUGAAUUGUAUUUUGAACUAUUUCCUACUCACUUAGAGAACAGUUUUACAAUGACUGGGGAAAUGAAAUGUCCAAGAUGUUAUAGAUCCCUGCCAAACAAAACUGAUUUCCGCUAACCCUGUCAAAAACCCAGAAGAGAGUUGACUUUCCUGUGUUCUUCUCCUCCACUGUGUCUUUCUAGGGUGAGUCUUUACUUUGUAUGAUAAUACCCAUCCUCAAAGGAACUGGUAACACAAUGUUUUAAUUAUACCAUUUCAAAAUAAUUUUAAUUUCUGAGCAUUUGGUUCUUUUCUCUUAUUCGGUUUCUGAAUGGAAAUAAUAUGAGCAUGUUGCAUUUGAAAUGCCUUGCUAAGCCUGGUUAAAAGCUGAUCCUGAAUUGCUUGUAAAGUCUGACAUGUUAUUUUCCUACUGACAGCUUUUUAGCUUAAGGAACAAAUGCCACUCUGAGUGCUAAACUACUACACAUAUAGAGAAAUCACUGUUCAAGUACAAAACAAAAAUUAAAUAGGCUGGUUUGUACUAAGAAAUGUUAUUAAAUAAGAUUUAAGCUCUGUGCUAGUAGCCCACUGUCAAUCACAGAGAAACAGUAAAACACUGUGGAGUUCCUAGGGAUGUGGGAAGCAGAGUCACAUCGAUAAAGGUUUCUUGUUUUCAAAUUAGUUUAAAUUUACUGGUGAUUGAACCGCUUGGGGAAUAGUGGGAGACUUCGUUUCUGAAGAUCUAUAGCAACAGAAGACUGAUCCCUUCUCCUGUGGGCUUUAGUCUGUGAUGUGCUGGGUGUUUCGCUUCAACAGGCUACAACAGGCUUCGGCUUAUUGGAUUUUAGAUUAAGCAUACGCUAAUGUGUGUUUUUUGGACAUGGCGUGGUGGUGUGCUCAAAACAUUUCAAGAUGAGUUCCAUGGAUGAAACCCAAAAUUUACAAACCCUGUGGAGAGAUUCAGUUUUUCAGGACUUUUUCAUUCUCUGUUGUGGAAUUGCUUUUGGUUUGCAUCCAUAUGAAAGGAGAAUCAAGCCUUGCCACUUUACUUGGGAUAAAUUUCCUACUGGAAAAAAUUAAGUUUGUUAAUUCUGUCCCAAAGUUUGGAGGUACCAGGAAAAUUGUCCCUUUCUGUUGAAAGUAGAGAAAACAUAGAACUAUUCAAUUUGCAUCUUAAAAACAAACAAUAAAAAAGAACUGCCUUACAAUUUGAAAAUACAUUUUGAACUCUCAGUAGGAAAAACAAACACUAAAAAUAUGUUACUCAGUUUUAAUGCUUGCUGAAAUUCAGGAUGAGAUGCCAGCUGAAAGCAGGCAUAUUUAAUAAAAUAACAAAUACUCUGAGUUAUUUAGAAUCCAUUUGCUAAUCCUUUUGGCUGGAAUCCUGUUUUCAACAUGUGCAGUCUAUGCAAGUCUCUGAACUGGGUAGAAAAAGUACUGGUGUGCGCUGAUUGCAUCACUGUGUGAGGCUGGCCAUGUGCUUGUGGACGCAUCUGGUGUUUCUAAAUGCAAGGCUGUGCCAACAUAGUCCCGUGCUUAGCUUGGAACAGCUGCCUUCUAGCAUCUGUUCUUGGUCGAAUUAGUAGUUUUCCAAUACUUGGCACUUAUGUAGCACUUAGCAAAUUUAAAAAGUGGUCUACAACCUAACCGAAAUAGGUCUCUCAGCCUCCAGUUUGAAACUAUAGUGAUUUUCAGUCUGUUUUUGUGCAAGAACUUUCCAUGUGAACACUCUGCAGGGAAGAAAUCCUAGGGAAGGCCUUCUCCUUUGCAAGCUGGUGCCUGACUGCUGACCUCCAGCAAUAUUUUGUCCAAGUGUUGAUCCUGGGAAUCUUCAGGUGUCUUCAGCUUAUUGAUUUCAGGCCAGGUACUUUAGGAACUAAAUUUCUGAAGGGUGAAGAAAAGCUGUAGUCGUUUGUGUGAGCUUCUCUAAAAGCUUGUGUGUAGUGGCUGGUGAUUCUGGAGGACAGUCACGUAGCAGCUCACAGGGUAGGACAUGUGUGGUUGGUGAAGCUAUAUGCAGAAGUACUAUAGGCUAAAAUACAGUAUGGACCUCCAGAACUGGAAUGCUUGUUGCCAUAGUUGUUUGGAAGACAGUAGAUGACAGGUUUUCUUCAAAAGCGAAGGUGUUCUAGGGACCUGAGGAGGUGGCUUUUUCCUGUGUAAAUUCAGAUGUCACUGGGACAAAUGUUUCUUCCUUUUUUUGAACAUAUGUCUCUCUUCAUGCCAAGAUGGUAUUUGUUUAGUAUGUAAGCAGACAAGAGUGAGUAGUGUCAACGUGUUAUUGUAAAUGUACUCUCUAACUGGAACAUAUUUUACAAGAGGGCUGUGGAAGCAGAUGGUGUACUACAGCUGACUUCCUUUUUUGUUUCUUAUUUAUUUUGAGAAUGUUCUCUUCUCUUGACAGACUUGGACGUUUUCAAUCUGAAUAGCUUUAAAAGGGGGGAAAAGCUAUUAAUAUAAAGUGAAAAGAAUGAAUAUGUAUGUAUGUACUGUAAAUAAAUAUUUUGUGUCAUAUUUGUGCUA